AUAAAUUCUCCCUCCUCGCGGGUAUAAACAAACCUCGCCUGGCUCUCCGCUCCGGCUGGUGAACGCACGCCCAUCCUCGCGACGCUCCUUGGUUCCCGCCUGGCACCGCCAGCCUAGCUCCGGCUCCUUUAGUCUUUCUCCCUCUACCUUAGGCAGGUGACAACAGAGCUAUGUCUCGGGAGCUGCAGGAUGUGGACCUCGCCGAGGUGAAGCCUUUGGUGGAGAAAGGGGAGACCAUCACCGGCCUCCUGCAAGAGUUUGAUGUUCAGGAGCAGGACAUUGAGACUCUGCAUGGCUCCAUUCACGUCACGCUGUGCGGGACCCCCAGGGGAAGCCGGCCUGUCAUCCUCACGUACCACGAUGUGGGCAUGAACCACAAAACCUGCUACAACCCCUUCUUUAACUCUGAAGACAUGCAGGAGAUCACCCAGCACUUUGCUGUCUGCCACGUGGAUGCCCCUGGCCAGCAGGACAGUGCUGCGUCCUUCCCCAUGGGGUACAUGUAUCCCUCCAUGGAUCAGCUGGCUGAAAUGCUGCCUGGAGUCCUUCACCAGUUUGGGCUAAAAAGCGUUAUCGGCAUGGGAACUGGAGCUGGCGCCUACAUCCUCACUCGAUUCGCUCUGAACAACCCUGAGAUGGUGGAGGGUCUGGUCCUCAUUAACGUGAACCCCUGUGCAGAAGGCUGGAUGGACUGGGCUGCCUCCAAGAUUUCCGGAUGGACCCAAGCCCUUCCAGACAUGGUCUUGUCCCACCUCUUUGGAAAGGAGGAGAUGCAGAGUAACGUGGAGGUGGUCCACACUUACCGCCAGCACAUCGUGAAUGACAUGAACCCCGGCAACCUGCACCUGUUCAUCAACGCCUACAACAGCCGGCGGGACCUGGAUAUCGAGCGACCGAUGCCAGGAGUGCCCACAGUCACCCUGCAGUGUCCUGCUUUGUUGGUGGUUGGGGACAGUUCUCCUGCCGUGGACGCUGUGGUGGAGUGCAACUCAAAAUUGGACCCCACAAAGACCACUCUCCUCAAGAUGGCAGAUUGCGGUGGCCUCCCGCAGAUCUCCCAGCCGGCCAAGCUUGCCGAAGCCUUCAAGUACUUCGUGCAGGGCAUGGGAUACAUGCCCUCUGCCAGCAUGACCCGCCUGAUGCGUUCCCGCACAGCCUCGGGCUCCAGCGUCUCAUCGCUGGACGGUUCCCGCAGCCGCUCCCACACCAGCGAGGGCAACCGCAGCCGCUCCCACACCAGCGAGGGCACCCGCAGCCGCUCCCACACCAGCGAGGGCGCCCGUCUGGACAUCACCCCCAACUCCGGUGCCACUGGGAACAACGCCGGGCCCAAGUCCAUGGAGGUGUUCUGCUAAGCGGCCAGCAUGGACAGCCGCCCCCUGGACUCUGGGAUUGCUGUAGCUGCCCCCUCCUCCAGCCCCUUCCCGUCCCCUACCUGCCACACCGCACGUAACUCGGUAUUAAUCCAAAGCUUAUUUUCUAAGAGUGAGCUCUGGUGACGACAAAGUUAGAUGGGGUUUGUCGAGGGCGUCCUUUCCGAGCGCAGGGCAGGUGGACCAAAGGAAAAGCGUCGCAGCAUCCUGUUUUCAGUAAUGAGUGGCCUAGUGGCCACUCUCUCACCAGCCCUCAGUGACACCCAACUGUUAAAAACAAGAAACAGCGGUAAACACUUAAUAAAUCCGAGCCUUAGGCUGACCUGGGCAUCCUGGUUCUAAGGGGCAUUUUGUCGGAGGCCCAGCCCACCUACUUCCUAUUUCCUCUCCAACUAAAGAAACACUGACCAUUUUGUUUUUGGAAACAAAACUCAUUUCUGCUACGGGGAGGAAGAGAGCAGCAAAUCGUGGGUUACUCUUUUCACUAGGUAAAACAGGAAGCGGGAGAAAGGUGGAAUUUAUAUGGAGACUAGAAGAGUUUGGAAAAACAAAUCUACAUCGUUAACUUGAAAUGAUUUUUAAAGUUUGUGCAUAUAUACACUUUGUAAUGGCGAAGCAUACAAGCCUGCUUUUCUGGCUUUUUUUUUUUUUUUUUUUUAAAUAGACACAACAAAAGCGGGCACAAAAUCUCCUGGUUUUGCAAAGAAAUGGUCUCAGCAAACAUUUGGUAUCAUGGAUUUAAGGUUUUUGGCUCUGCUCUCUGCCUCCUCCUCCACCCCAAAUACAUGGAUGAGUGAUUAUUUCAUUCCUGGAGAAGAUUACUUAGAUGGGCAGUUGCUUUCCUUGAAAUGGAGGGACAUUCCAAACAGGAGUUAAAUCCAGCUCACAAUCUUGGAUAACGGGGGUUGAAUCUGACCUUAAUGGCCCAACGUUUCUGACCUGGUAACAUUCCUGGAUCAUCAGCUAGAACUGUGUGCUCUUGUACAGGGUGGGGAUUCAGGUGGGGACUUGUGGCUGAGAAGAUGUAAGGAUUCUGGAACGUGAUUUCCAUGCUCUUCCCUUCCCGCUCCCCUGCCCCUCUAACCUCCUUUCUCUGAACGGGGUGGCACCACUGACAUUUUGGGGCAGCGUCAGCGUAGCUGUCAAGUUCCUGUACUACUGCCUUUUGAUUUUCAUUUUGGCUAACCGUGGAUCUUAUAGGAAGUUUGAUCAGUGAAUGGAACAUUGCGAAUCAGCCGCUGGGACCUCGUGGUUUCUGGGACCUUUAGAGAUGGUAGAAGGAAGUAGUCAAGCCUUCUAGGUAGCUUGAGGGGUAAUGACUCAGUUUACCUGCCACUUAUCCCCGAGAGGCUCCCCCUGACAUUGUGCCAAAAGGUCAAGGGUCAGGGCAGGAGUAAAUGAAUCGAGACAGGAAACCGUUGUGGACAUGUCUUUCCAGAGGAAUUUCUUAAUGAGAUAUUUGUAUUUAUUUCCAGACCAAUAAAUUUGUAACUUUGCAGUG
Molecule: messenger RNA, 2874 nt
Organism: Rhinolophus ferrumequinum (greater horseshoe bat)
Lineage: Eukaryota; Metazoa; Chordata; Mammalia; Chiroptera; Rhinolophidae
Gene: NDRG1
Product: N-myc downstream regulated 1
Exons: 16
Coding region: 171-1355 (394 amino acids)
Biological process (GO): signal transduction
Cellular component (GO): cytoplasm
Source: RefSeq, a predicted model, not a curated record